Messenger RNA from Knipowitschia caucasica, 1164 nucleotides. The record is from the annotation of a GenBank genome assembly. NCBI's taxonomy places the organism in Eukaryota, Metazoa, Chordata, Actinopteri, Gobiiformes, Gobiidae.
AUGAUGCGGGACGACUUGGGUGAGGGUAGGCCCAGUGGGGGGAUCCGGCCGGACCUGAAGAAAGGUGUGGGCCGACACAGUGGCGGCUUAUAUCCGAGAGGGGUGACAUGGGCAUGGGGAUGGGAUUGGUGGGGUUGGGGGGUUGGGAGCGGGGGUGAGUAUGAAACCGGACGGUGUGCUGGUCAUGUGUUACAAAUAACACGGGUGGUGGCGGUUGCAAAUGCCAAUGCUUAUCAAGUGCUGGAAUUGUACAUGCUGGAGGGGCUAUCCAGGUGGAACAUGGCUCGGGCCAAGGAGGCAGUAGCUGUGGAGGGGGCCUCGGCUCUGCGGAGCUUUGACGUCCGCCUGAUGUCCCACCUUAACAGCCUGAGCCAGCGUGUCCUUGGUUGUGCUCUAGUGCCAGAGUUUACCCCUCCUGGGAAACCCACUGACGAGCGCACGGCGGUGGAGUAUUUAUUGGGCCAGACCAACAGAGGGGACCUGCUUGCUCCUGCACCUGCCCCUGAAAACCCCUCACAGACCAGCCAAUGUGACUCCAGAGGUGUUGUGGGAUGGGAGAGUGUGGACGCCCUGGCAGCCUAUCUCGUUGGCCUGAACCGCACCACCACUGCUCUGUCAGCCAAGGAGGAGGCAGACAUAGUCCUGUUGCUGGAGCUGGAAGUGUCGGAGAGGGAGGAGCAGGAAGUGUCUGUUGUUGGCCGGAGCACAGGAAGAAUGGAGCGCUGGGAGUGGAGCCACAUCAUUAGCCCGUGCACACGCUGUGAACAGGACACGCUACGAUACAACCACACGGAGCCCACAACACGCCAACAACCACCUCCCCCGCACCGAGCCCACAACACGGCAACAACCACCUCCACCGCACUAAGCCCACAACACGCCAACAACCACCUCCACCGCACUAAGCCCACAACACGGCAACAACCACCUCCACCGCACGUAGCCACCAACACGGCAACAACCACCUCCACCGCACUAAGCCCACAACACGGCAACAACCACCUCCACCACACUAAGCCCACAACACGCCAACAACCACCUCCACCGCACCGAGCCCACAACACGCCAACAACCACCUCUACUGCACUGAGCCCACAACACGCCAACAACCACCUCCCCCGCACCGAGCCCACAACACGCCAACAACCACCUCUACCACACUAA